Messenger RNA from Lipotes vexillifer (Yangtze River dolphin), 2887 nucleotides. It is a transcript of the gene NOS1AP, whose product is annotated as nitric oxide synthase 1 adaptor protein. The transcript is spliced from 10 exons. The record is from RefSeq and is a predicted model, not a curated record. Gene Ontology annotation, molecular function: nitric-oxide synthase binding. NCBI's taxonomy places the organism in Eukaryota, Metazoa, Chordata, Mammalia, Artiodactyla, Lipotidae. Bases 380 to 1903 code for a protein of 507 amino acids.
GGCUGUCCGCGCCACUGCUCCCGGGCCAGUGCCGCGCCCAGUCCCGCCGCGGGCCGCGCGCCCACUGCUCCCCUCCCCCAGCCCGGUCGUCGCGCCGCCAGCUCCCGCCGCCGCCCCCGCCACCCUCCUCGCCGGUAGGAAUUGCGCGGCCACAGCGCCGCUCGCGUCGCCCGCAUCCGCGCCGCCCGCUGCAGCCCGGCCCUCGGCGUCGCUCCGAGUCCCGGCUUCCACGGCCGCCGCGCGGCCAGGGCGCCCCUCCGCUUGCGCCCCCUCCGCGCGCCGUCGCCCCCAGCUCUCUCGCCUCCCCUCUUCUGGGUCUCGCCAGCCCCUUCCUGCCACCGCCGCCGCCUCUGGAGGAGCCGGUCCACCGCGGGUCACCAUGCCCAGCAAAACCAAGUACAACCUUGUGGACGAUGGGCACGACCUGCGGAUCCCCUUGCACAACGAGGACGCCUUCCAGCACGGCAUCUGCUUCGAGGCCAAGUAUGUCGGAAGCCUGGACGUGCCGAGGCCCAACAGCAGAGUGGAGAUUGUGGCUGCCAUGCGUCGGAUCCGGUAUGAGUUUAAAGCCAAAAACAUCAAGAAGAAGAAGGUGAGCAUUAUGGUUUCAGUGGAUGGAGUGAAAGUGAUUCUGAAGAAGAAGAAAAAGCUUCUUUUAUUGCAGAAAAAGGAGUGGACGUGGGAUGAGAGCAAGAUGCUGGUGAUGCAGGACCCUAUCUACAGGAUCUUCUACGUCUCUCACGAUUCCCAAGACUUGAAGAUCUUCAGCUAUAUCGCUCGAGAUGGUGCCAGCAAUAUCUUCAGGUGUAACGUCUUUAAAUCCAAGAAGAAGAGCCAAGCUAUGCGAAUCGUCCGGACGGUGGGGCAGGCCUUCGAGGUCUGCCACAAGCUGAGCCUACAGCACACGCAGCAGAAUGCCGACGGCCAGGAAGAUGGGGAGAGUGAGAGGAACAGCAACAGCUCAGGGGACCCAGGCCGCCAGCUCACCGGAGCCGAGAGGGCCUCCACGGCCACCGCAGAGGAGACGGACAUCGACGCAGUUGAGGCCCCGCUCCCAGGGAAUGAUGCCCUGGAAUUCAGCCGAGGUGUGACUGACCUCGACGCGGUAGGGAAGGAAGGAGGCUCCCACACAGACUCCAAGGUCUCAGCCCGACCCCAGGAGCCCAUGCUGACAGCCUCGCCCAGGAUGCUCCUUCCCUCGUCUUCCUCGAAGCCCCCGGGCUUGGGCGUGGGCACGCCGCUGUCCACCCAGCACCAGAUGCAGCUCCUCCAGCAGCUCCUCCAGCAGCAGCAGCAACAGACACAAGUGGCUGUGGCCCAGGUUCACUUGCUGAAGGACCAGCUGGCUGCUGAGGCUGCGGCGCGGCUGGAGGCCCAGGCUCGCGUGCACCAGCUCCUGCUACAGAACAAGGACAUGCUUCAGCACAUCUCUCUGCUGGUGAAGCAGGUGCAGGAGCUGGAGCUGAAGCUGUCGGGACAGAACGCCAUGGGCUCCCAGGAUAGCUUGCUGGAGAUCACCUUCCGCUCUGGAGCUCUUCCCGUGCUCUGUGACCCCACGACCCCGAAGCCAGAGGACCUGCACUCGCCGCCCCUGGGCACGGGCUUGGCCGACUUCGCCCACCCGGUGGGCAGCCCCUUAGGUAGGCGCGACUGCUUGGUGAAGCUGGAGUGCUUCCGCUUUCUCCCGCCCGAGGACACCCCGCCCCCUGCUCAGGGUGAGCCGCUGCUGGGCGGCCUGGAGCUCAUCAAGUUCCGAGAGUCAGGCAUCGCCUCGGAGUACGAAUCCAACACGGACGACAGCGAGGAACGCGACUCGUGGUCCCAGGAGGAGCUGCCCCGCCUGCGGAACGUCCUGCAGAGGCAGGAGCUGGGCGACAGCCUGGACGAUGAGAUCGCCGUGUAGGUGCUGUGGUGCUAGCAGGCGGAGGCCGUGGCCGAGGUGUGGAGGGCCAAGUCUGGCUGCUGCCCGGGUAGGGCCUGCCGGCGAAUGCGCACUGCUGAGGAUACCCAGGGGCCCCGAAGCGAUUACAGUUUCAGAAAAGGAUUAGGGUUUUGUUUUGGAGGGUCAAGUGGGGAAGACAUUGGAUUCCCAGAAGUGAAUCAGGUCCUGCCUCCUGCUUGCGACUACUGGGUGGGUGGGGGUUGGGCAAGGGGCCUCUCAGAGGCCAUGGCUUUGGGAGAGGGUCCCUCUUGAGGACCACCAGGCUGCUGAAGGACCUGCUCCCUGCCUGCUGCAUCAUCAGGUUCCCCUGCUCUGUCGUGUGACGCCCCCUCGCCCACCCCCCACUUCUGUGGUCCCGACUAUGAAGGGAAGCCGUCGGUACCUUCUCAGGUACUUUGUGUUUGGAUAUCAGGAUGCUACCAGUUGCCUAACUCGCCCCUGACCUUCGUGGGAGGAAUUCCUUCUCUAGGCCCUUGCAAAGAUUGUAGACGUCGAAUGCUUUAGGCUGAAAGACAGGAUAGUCCUUUCAGUGUGAACGUGGAAUUGGGAUGUGUCACAUUGCGGGGAUAAGCUUUCAGAUGAAUUGGAUCCAAUCACUUUAUCUAGGUGGGCUUCAGGUGUUGCUACUGAGGGAGACUGGGAGUUUACUGUCAUUCAGGCCCUUGCCGUGAAAGCCCGUGGGGAGGACAACCUCUUGCCUGCCCCAGAUCACUUAGGUCUGAUUCCUCAGUGUGGAUGCCCUGCCCACCUCCUGCCUGAAAGUCCAGCUCAUCCACAUGGAGGCUGGAAAGCUGCCCUCUCUCCCCUGUGUCCUGCCUCAGGGGCUGUGCCAGCUGAAGCUUUUUUAGCACUCUUGCCUCUAUAAAAGCCUCAGAGACCCGGAGCCCCCAGCCUUACCUCUCAACCUGUCCCUUCCACUGGGCAGUAGUGGUCAGUUUUUACUGC